Molecule: messenger RNA, 3497 nt
Organism: Ochotona princeps (American pika)
Lineage: Eukaryota; Metazoa; Chordata; Mammalia; Lagomorpha; Ochotonidae
Gene: RAB11FIP3
Product: RAB11 family interacting protein 3
Exons: 15
Coding region: 155-2152 (665 amino acids)
Biological process (GO): endocytic recycling; regulation of cytokinesis
Cellular component (GO): cleavage furrow; endocytic vesicle; recycling endosome membrane
Molecular function (GO): calcium ion binding
Source: RefSeq, a predicted model, not a curated record
GCGGCGGCGCGGAGAUGGGCGAGCGCGGAGCCGGGCCCGAGUGCUGCCGCGGGGAUGCCCGCGCCCGCCGCCGCGCCCUGAGCGCCUUUGUCUGCCGCCCGCCGCACCACUAGCCGCGCGGGCCCGCGCCGUGGCCGGGGGCGCGCCCCGCAACAUGGAGCCAGGCCGGCCCGCCCCGGAGCCCCCGGCCGCUCCGGACGGCGAGGAGCCGGGGCUGGAGGACGCGCAGGGCGCCGCCGGGGCCGCCCCGGAGCCCGAGCUGCCUUCGUCCUGGGCCUGCGGCGUGCCGGGUGCGGCCGGCCUCUUCCCCGACGAGCUGGGCCCGGGGCCCCCGGAGCCCGCGGGGUGCCCGGAGGACGGACCCCGUCUGCGAGCCGUGUUUGACGCGCUGGACGGGGACGGGGACGGCUUCGUCCGCAUGGAGGACUUCGUGCAGUUCGCCACCGCCUACGGGGCCGAGCAGGUGAAGGACUUAACUAAGUACUUGGAUCCCAGUGGGCUUGGUGUGAUGAGUUUCGCAGACUUCCUCCAAGGGAUCACGGCCAUCAGGAAUGGAGAUCGUGAUGGACAGCUGUGCAGUGUGCCCCCUGACCAGAUUGGAGAGCCCUCAGUCUGCCCCGUUGAGUUUGAUGACUUCAUCACCUACGAGGCCAACGAGGCAACAGACAGCGCCUACAUGGGCUCUGAGAGCACCUACAGCGAGUGCGAGACCUUCACUGAUGAGGACACUGGCACCCUGGUGCACCCUGAACUGCAGCCUGCAGGGGACGCCGACAGUGCAGGGGGCUCAGCCGCACCUUCAGAGUGCCUGGACGCCACGGAGGAGACUGGCCACGGUGCCCUGCUGCUUCUCCCUGGCAGGUCUAACCCACGUGGUCAGUCUGUCGUCAUGGUGAUUGGCAGCGAGGAGCAUUUCGAGGACUACGGGGAAGGCAGUGAGGUGGAGCUGUCUCCAGAGACCCUCUGUGAUGGGGAGCUUGCGUGCAGUGACCCUGCUUUCCUUACCCCCAGCACCGGCCCCCUUGCUGCCAAGCUGCACGGCAUCCUCACUGACGAGGCUUUUGAGUUUUACUGUAGCCAGUGCCACAAGCAGAUCAACCGCCUAGAGGACCUGUCUGCUCGCCUGAAUGACCUUGAGAUGAAUAGUCCGACGAAGCGGCUCUCCAGCAGGAAAGUGGCAAGAUACCUGCACCAGUCGGGGGUCCUGACCAUGGAUGCCCUGGAGGAGCCCCCGCUAGAGCCCGUGGAGUGCCCUGAGGAGGACAUUGCCGACAAGGUCGUCUUCCUGGAGAGACGCGUGUCCGAGCUAGAGAAGGACACCGUGGCCACUGGGGAGCAGCACAGCCGGCUGCGGCAGGAGAACCUGCAGCUGGUGCAUAGAGCCAAUGCCCUGGAGGAGCAGCUCAAGGAGCAGGAGCUGAGAGCCUGCGAGAUGGUCCUGGAGGAGACGCGACGGCAAAAGGAGCUGUUGUGCAGGCUGGAGCGGGAGAAGAGCAUCGAGAUCGAGAACCUGCAGGCCAGGCUGCAGCAGUUGGAUGAGGAGAACAGUGAAUUGCGGUCCUGCACUCCCUGUCUGAAGGCCAGCAUUGAGCGCCUAGAGGAGGAGAAGCAGAAGUUGCUGGAUGAGAUUGAGGAGUUGACGCUGCGGCUCAGGGACGAGCAGGAGAAGAAGAGGAAGAUGAGGGACAAGCUGAGCCAAGAGAGGCACCAGUUCCAAAGGGACAAGGAGGCCACGCAGGAGCUGAUUGAGGACCUCCGUCGGCAGCUGGAGCACCUGCAACUGUUCAAACUGGAGGCGGAGCAGCGGCGGGGCCGCAGCAGCAGCGCUGGCCUGCAGGAAUACCACACACGUGCCCGGGAGAGCGAGCUGGAGCAGGAGGUCCGCCGGCUGAAGCAGGACAACCGCAGCCUGAAGGAGCAGAACGACGAGCUCAACGGGCAGAUCAUCACGCUGAGCAUCCAGGGCGCCAGGAGCCUCUUCUCCACGUCCUUCUCCGAGUCCCUGGCCGCUGAGAUCAGCUCCGUCUCCCGAGACGAGCUCAUGGAAGCAAUCCAGAAGCAGGAAGAGAUCAACUUCCGUCUGCAGGACUACAUCGACAGGAUCAUCGUGGCCAUUAUGGAGACCAACCCAUCCAUCCUGGAGGUCAAGUAGGGACAGAAGGCCCAGCCGGGGCUGGAGCUGGGACCAGCCACCCCCACAGCUGCUCAAGCCGCAGGCACACGAGGACCCUUUGUGCAGUUGGGCUGGGGCACUGCAGGGCAGUGGAAAAGCAGAAGAGGCAGGGGUGCCCCAGGCCUGGAAUGCACAGCAGGGAAGGUGUGGCAGAGCCACUGUCUGCUCGGACCUUGCUGGGGCCCCCAGCCCAAGUUGGUGCACUGAGAAGGCUUGCGUUUCUGUUCAGCAGACUCCUGGGCCUCUGCCGAGAGGUGGUAACAAUUUCUGUAAUGUCCUUGCUGGUAGAUCCCUUCUCCCACUGUCCAGCCCUGCAGGCAAAAAAGAACGAAAUGGGCCACCACCCAAGGUGCUGCCACUGCCCCCAAGUGCCCAGAUGCAGUGCCGCCCACGCCUGGGUGCUCUGGGGUACCAACCUGCAUCUUCAAGUUGGGAAUGAUGAUGCUGGAGAGUCAGAUGGACGAAGCAGGCACCAGUCAGAUGCAGCCACUUCAGUUCUGAUUCUGGCCCCAGGAGCCUCCUGGCCAUGCAGCCUGUUUGUGGCCCGGCCAAGGUAACUCUUGGGGUCUCUGGCCCUCCUAGGGAGGGCUGGGCAGGAGCCUGAGGGGCCCCUCUGCUCUGAAACCAGCACUUGAGAUGCAGACUGGCGGAGCUCAGUCCCCUGGAGCAGGUGCUGCUGCUUCCCAGCGGUGGCCAGAGCUGGCCUCCCAGAGUCCACACUCCCUGUCCCCUCGCUGUCCAACUUAGAAAUUGUUCCUUCCCAGGGAGGGCGGCUCUGCAGGGCCACAGGAAGCCAAUGCGGAGGUGCUCACCUGUGAGCAGCAGCAUUCCUGGAUGAGGCCUCUGAGCCGGAGCUGGCCCAGGAUGCCUGUGUGUCCCCACAGGCCAAGCCCACCAGGCCUGGCCACCUGUAUGUGUCCCUUCUCCCGUCAUGUGGCCCCUCUAAGAGAUGUUGCCUCAUGUUGUACAUUUUUGGGGAGGCUUGGGUGUAAAUCAGUGUAAACAUGGAGGAGAGAUUUUUCUAUCAUGUAGAGUAGGUAUUUUUUAUAGACUGAAGGUUGAUCAAUUUUUUUAACACUUUCAAGAGAGAAAACUAUGUGUAUACACAUGAAAUAUAUAUAUAUGUAUGUAUGUAUGUAUAUUCUAUAAACACCAGAGCCCUGCCUGUCUGUGCCCGCCCUGCCUUGGCCAGUGCCUGUAAAUACAAUGCCAGGAGACCACAGGGAGCACUCAGCACUGCGCCCACUGAGCUGUCCAGGGUGUGCCCCUCUCUGGAUGCAGGGGCGCCCCACAUCCUGCACUACAGAGUAAAGCUGUUACUGUA